AUGAAUGGCCAAGAGUUCUUGGCCGUAUUGGAUAAUGAAGAAAAGACGAUUAAAUCGAAAGCCGACGGAUAUAAUAAACUACUUCAAACAGAUGAUAAUCAUCUCAACGAGGAUGUUCGUUGUGACAUCAACGCCGUAAUUGGUGAAGUGAAUUUAUUACUUCGAGGUAAACUUAAACAAUUCCGUGGUUUAUGUCAAGCAAAUGUUUCAAAAUCGACAACAUCUGCUGGUGAACCGACGCCACUUGAUAGUGAUCUUGAAGGUUUUUGGGAUAUCACAUAUCCAUUAAUUGAUAAAGUUAAGGUCAAGUUUACAAAACUUGACGAUCGUAAAGCAAUGCAAUGGGCUUCAAUUGAAGAUGAAUAUGACCCGAAUGAUGUCAAUAAUCGCCCACGAAUAAUUGACGAACGCCUUAAACAACUUCAACCUCAUCAAAAUAAAUCGAAACCAUCGACAGCAAAAACAGCUAAUGAUGAUCUUAAAAAAUUAAUUCAAGAACGACGAAAAGCGGCUGCGAAUCUAUCUAAUUCGGCAAAUCAAAAUCACGAUGUAGAAAUAUUCGUGACACAAAAAUAA
This is a messenger RNA of Rotaria socialis, 576 nucleotides long. NCBI's taxonomy places the organism in Eukaryota, Metazoa, Rotifera, Eurotatoria, Philodinida, Philodinidae. The record is from the annotation of a GenBank genome assembly.